This is a messenger RNA of Anoplopoma fimbria (sablefish), 11605 nucleotides long. RefSeq names its product trio Rho guanine nucleotide exchange factor b (gene triob). Gene Ontology annotation, cellular component: cytoplasm. The record is from RefSeq and is a predicted model, not a curated record. NCBI's taxonomy places the organism in Eukaryota, Metazoa, Chordata, Actinopteri, Perciformes, Anoplopomatidae. The coding region runs from base 58 to 9270 and encodes 3070 amino acids. Gene Ontology annotation, biological process: protein phosphorylation. Gene Ontology annotation, molecular function: ATP binding; protein binding; guanyl-nucleotide exchange factor activity. The transcript is spliced from 62 exons.
UGUGAAUCCAAACUGGAUGGCCCAGGUCAAACUUCAGGGUUUCAUCGCAAUGAGGAUAUGAAGGCCAUUGAUGUGCUUCCUAUCCUCAAGGAGAAGGUCGCCUUUCUCUCAGGUGGCAGAGACAGACGUGGAGGUCCCGUUCUCACCUUUCCAGCACGAAGCAACCAUGACAGAAUACGACCCGAAGACCUGCGCAGGCUCAUAGCCUACCUGGCUACUAUUCCCAGUGAGGAGGUGGCCAGACAUGGCUUCACAGUCAUUGUGGACAUGCGUGGUUCUAAGUGGGACAGCAUCAAGCCUCUGCUGAAAAUCCUCCAGGAGUCUUUCCCGUCUUGUAUCCACGUCGCUCUCAUCAUCAAGCCAGACAACUUCUGGCAGAAGCAGAGGACCAACUUCGGCAGCUCCAAGUUUGAAUUUGAGACGGUGAUGGUCUCCUUAGAGGGUUUAUCCAAGAUCGUGGACUCAUCCCAGCUGACAGCGGACUUUGAGGGCAGUUUAGAGUACAACCAUGAUGAAUGGAUUGAGGUGCGGCUGUCUUUUGAGACCUUUGCCAGCGACUCAGCACGGGCGCUUGCACGCCUUGAGGAGCUCCAGGAAACCUUGUCCCAGCGUGAUCUCCCGCGGGACCUGGAGGGGGCUCGACGGCUUAUGGAAGAACAUGCAUCGCUGAAAAAAAGGGCCACUAAGGCAUCGGUGGAGGAGCUGGAUGCGCAGGGACGAAGGCUGCUACAAAGGCUACAGUUACACGCUGCAGGAGGUGGAAGUAGCAGUGAAGGCGGGUACGGUAACCGUGGUAGUGGAGCGAGUGGAGAUCCCAACGACCAUCACCAUGGCUUCCAUGUGCAUGCGGACGCACACAACCUAGUGGCCAAAGUGACGGGUUUGUUGGAUAAAUUACAUGGGACACGCCAGAAUCUGCAGCAGCUGUGGCACAUGAGGAAACUGAAGUUGGACCAGUGUUUCCAGUUGCGUCUGUUCGAACAGGACGCAGAGAAGAUGUUCGACUGGAUCAUGCACAACAAGGGGCUUUUCCUCACGAGUUAUACAGAGAUCGGAGGGAAUCACCAGCAUGCUGUAGAGCUGCAGACCCAGCACAACCACUUUGCCAUGAACUGCAUGAAUGUGUACGUGAACAUCAAUCGGAUCAUGUCAGUAGGAAACCGGCUCCUGGAAUCAGGCCACUACGCCUCCCAGCAGAUCCAGCAGAUCUCAGGACAGCUGGAGCAGGAGUGGAAGGCCUUUGCUGCAGCACUGGACGAACGCAGCACACUGCUGGAGAUGUCUGCCAGCUUCCACCAGAAAGCAGACCAGUACAUGAGUAAAGUGGAGCCAUGGUGUAAGGCAUGUGGUGAAGGAGAGCUGCCCUCUGAACUCCAGGAUCUGGAAGACACAAUCCACCAUCACCAGGGAUUAUAUGAGCACAUCACAACGGCAUACUCUGAGGUAAGCCAGGAUGGGAAGUCUCUUUUGGACAAACUACAGCGACCUUUGACCCCAGGGAGUGCCGAUUCAUUGAUGGCAUCAGCUAACUACUCCAAGGCUGUGCACCACGUCCUAGACAUCAUCCAUGAGGUGCUGCAUCACCAGAGACAGCUGGAAAACAUUUGGCAGCACCGCAAAGUCCGCCUGCAUCAACGGCUGCAGCUGUGUGUCUUUCAGCAGGAUGUACAGCAAGUGCUGGACUGGAUAGAAAACCAUGGCGAGGCCUUCCUCAGUAAACACACUGGUGUUGGGAAGUCUCUACACAGAGCCAGGGCUCUGCAGAAGAGACAUGAAGACUUUGAGGAGGUUGCACAGAACACCUACACCAAUGCUGACAAAUUGCUAGAGGCAGCAGAGCAGCUGGCCCAGACCGGAGAGUGUGACCCAGAGGAAAUUUACCAGGCUGCCCACCAGCUAGAGGAUCGCAUCCAGGACUUUGUGCGGCGUGUCGAGCAGCGUAAAGUCCUGCUGGACAUGUCUGUUGCUUUUCACACUCACGUCAAAGAGCUGUGGACGUGGUUGGAGGAGCUUCAGAAGGAGCUGCUGGAUGAUGUGUAUGCCGAGUCAGUGGAAGCUGUGCAGGACUUGAUCAAGCGUUUCGGCCAGCAGCAGCAGACCACCCUGCAGGCUACUGUCAAUGUCAUCAAGGAGGGAGAGGACCUCAUACAGCAGCUUAGAGACUCGGCCAUCUCAAGCAACAAGACUCCCCACAACAGCUCCAUGGCCCACAUCGAGAGCGUGCUGCAGCAGCUGGAUGAAGCCCAGGGUCAGAUGGAGGAGCUGUUCCAAGAAAGGAAGAUCAAACUGGAGCUUUUCCUCCAGCUCCGCAUCUUCGAGAGGGAUGCCAUUGACAUCAUCUCAGACCUGGAGUCAUGGAACGAGGAACUGUCCCAGCAGAUGAGUGACUUUGACACAGAGGACCUGACGUUGGCUGAGCAAAGGCUACAGCAUCAUGCAGACAAGGCGCUCACUAUGAACAACCUCACCUUUGACGUCAUCCACCAGGGACAAGAGUUGCUGCAGUAUGUCACAGAGGUCCAGGCGUCUGGUGUGGAGCUGCUAUGCGACAGAGAUGUGGACAUGGCCACACGGGUCCAGGACCUGCUGGAGUUUCUCCACGAGAAGCAGCAGGAGUUGGACCUGGCAGCAGAGCAGCACAGGAGACAUCUGGAGCAGUGUGUCCAAUUAAGGCAUCUGCAGGCUGAAGUCAAACAGGUUCUGGGUUGGAUCCGUAAUGGUGAGUCAAUGCUGAACGCUGGUCUCAUCACAGCCAGUUCGUUACAAGAAGCCGAACAGUUGCAGAAGGAACACGAACAAUUCCAACAUGCAAUAGAGAAAACCCAUCAGAGUGCGCUGCAGGUACAGCAGAAGGCUGAGGCCUUACUCCAGGCAAACCACUACGACAUGGAUAUGAUCAGAGACUGUGCUGAAAAGGUGGCAGACCAUUGGCAGCAGCUGAUGCUGAAGAUGGAGGACCGACUAAAGCUGGUUAAUGCUUCUGUGGCCUUCUACAAGACCUCUGAACAGGUCUGCAGUGUGUUAGAAAGCCUGGAGCAGGAGUACAAGAGAGAAGAGGACUGGUGUGGUGGUGCUGAUAAAUUGGGCCCAAACAGUGAGUCAGACCACGUCACCCCCAUGAUCAGCAAACAUCUGGAACAGAAAGAGGCCUUCCUCAAGGCCUGUACGUUAGCCAGGCGUAAUGCUGAUGUCUUCUUGAAGUACCUGCACAGAAACAGUGUCAACAUUCCUGGCAUGUUGUCCCAUGUCAAAGCUCCAGAGACUCAGGUUAAGAAUAUCUUGAAUGAGUUACUGCAGAGAGAGAACAGAGUGCUCCACUUCUGGACAAUGAGGAAGCGGAGGCUGGACCAGUGCCAGCAAUAUGUAGUGUUUGAACGCAGCGCCAAACAGGCCCUGGAGUGGAUCCAUGACACUGGGGAGUUUUACCUGUCCACACACACAUCAACCGGCUCCAGCAUCCACCACACACAGGAGCUGCUAAAAGAGCACGAAGACUUCCAGAUUACAGCAAAGCAAACCAAAGAGCGGGUAAAGCUGUUGAUCCAGCUGGCGGAUGGGUUUUGUGACAAGGGCCACGCCCAUGCCCUGGAGAUAAAGAAAUGGGUGUCCUCAGUGGACAAGCGCUACAGGGACUUCUCUCUCCGCAUGGACAAAUACCGAACCUGCCUGGAAACAGCCCUUGGCAUUUCUUCUGACUCCAACAAGGCUAGCAAAGAGCUCCAGCUGGACAUCAUUCCAGCCAGUGCCCCAGGGUCAGAGGUCAAGUUGAGGGAUGCUGCCCAUGAGCUCAAUGAAGAGAAGAGGAAGUCAGCAAGACGGAAAGAAUUUAUAAUGGCAGAGCUGAUUCAAACAGAGAAAACCUACGUCAGAGACCUACGGGAGUGUAUGGAUACAUACCUGUGGGAGAUGACCAGCGGUGUAGAGGAGAUUCCUCCUGGUAUCGUCAACAAGGAACACAUUAUCUUUGGGAACAUGCCGGACCUCUACGAGUUUCAUCACAAUAUCUUCCUGAAAGAGUUGGAGAAGUAUGAGCAGCUUCCAGAGGAUGUCGGCCAUUGUUUUGUGACUUGGGCUGAUAAGUUCCAGAUGUAUGUGAACUACUGUAAGAACAAGCCUGACUCCACUCAGCUCAUCCUGGAACAUGCUGGACCCUACUUUGAUGAAAUCCAGCAAAGACAUCGCCUGGCCAACUCCAUCUCCUCUUACCUGAUCAAACCAGUCCAGAGAAUCACUAAAUACCAGCUCCUUCUCAAGGAGUUGUUGACAUGCUGUGAGGAGGGUAAAGGUGAGAUAAAGGAUGGUCUUGAAGUCAUGCUGAGUGUCCCCAAGAGAGCCAAUGAUGCAAUGCACCUCUCUAUGCUGGAUGGGUUUGAUGGGAACAUAGACUCCCAGGGAGAGUUGAUACUUCAGGAGUCUUUCCAGGUAUGGGAUCCCAAGACUCUGAUCCGGAAGGGUCGCGAGCGACACCUGUUCCUCUUCGAGAUGUCCCUGGUCUUUAGCAAAGAGGUCAAAGACUCCAAUGGGCGCAGCAAGUACCUGUACAAGAGCAAGCUCUUUACAUCAGAGCUUGGAGUGACAGAACAUGUGGAGGGAGAUCCUUGUAAGUUUGCCCUGUGGGUGGGCAGAACCCCGACUUCAGACAACAAGAUCGUCCUCAAGGCUUCAAGUAUUGACAACAAGCAGGACUGGAUCAAACACAUUAGGGAGGUGAUCCAGGAGCGAACUGUCCACCUGCGUGGAGCUCUAAAGGAGCCCAUCCACAUCCCUAAAGCCACCACAGGCAAACACAAAGGCAGACGGGACGGAGAGGAGCUGGACAGCCAGGGAGACGCCAGCAGCCAACCGGAUACCAUCUCCAUCGCCUCACGUACAUCCCAGAACACACUGGACAGUGAUAAGCUGUCCGGUGGCUGUGAGUUGACAGUGGUGAUCCACGACUUUUUGGCCAGCAAUGGUGGCAGCAGUGGGGAGCUGACAGUGAGGCGAGGCCAAACUGUGGAGGUCCUGGAGCGACUCCACGAUAAGCCAGACUGGUGCCUGGUGAGGACCACAGACCGCUCUCCAGCCCAGGAGGGUAUCGUGCCCUGCUCCAUGCUCUGCAUCGCUCACUCCAGGUCUUCCAUGGAGAUGGAGGGGCUCUUCAACCACAAAGACACCCUGUCUGUAUCCAGUAAUGACACCCUGCAACCAGGCUCCAGCCAAACCCUGGGUCCGCACAGCUCACCAGGGCCCAAACGUCCUGGAAACACCUUGAGGAAGUGGCUGACCAGCCCUGUGCGACGGCUGAGCUCGGGCAAAGCUGAUGGCCACGUCAAGAAGCUUGCCCACAAGCACAAGAAGAACCGCGACGGCACAAGGAAGAACAUGGACACAAUGGUCGGCUCGCAGAAGGACUCUGAUGACAGCGCCGCCACGCCUCAGGACGAGACACUGGAGGAACGUAUGCGUAAUGAGGGGCUGAGCAGUGGUACUCUGUCCAAGUCUUCCUCAUCAGGCAUGCAGAGCUGUGGUGAGGAGGAAGGAGAGGAGGGGGCAGACGCUGUCCCGCUACCUCCCCCUAUGGCCAUCCAGCAACACAGCCUGCUGCAGCCCGACUCCCAAGAUGACAAGUCUGGAUCUCGUCUGAACGCUCGUCCCAACAGUUCAGAGACACCCAGUGCUGCUGAACUGGUCAGUGCCAUCGAAGAGCUUGUGAAGAGCAAGAUGUCACUGGAGGAUCGUCCCAGUUCUCUGUCAGUAGAGCAGGGGGACAGCAGCUCUCCCUCCCUCAACCCCUCCGACAACUCCCUCCUCUCCUCCUCCUCACCCAUCGAUGAGGUGGACGAGCGCAAGUCAAGCUUCUUCAAGAGAAGACAUUAUGUGCUUCUAGAGCUGGUGGAGACUGAGAGAGACUAUGUCAGAGAUCUGGGAUCAGUGGUGGAGGGCUACAUGAGCAGGAUGAAAGAGGAAGGAGUUCCAGAUGACAUGAGAGGAAAAGACAAGAUUGUCUUUGGAAACAUCCAUCAGAUCUAUGACUGGCACAAAGAUCUUUUCCUAGGAGAGCUUGAGAAGUGUUUGGAGGAUCCUGACAGGCUGGCUCCUUUAUUUGUCAAACAGGAGCGGAGGCUACACAUGUACAUUGUGUACUGCCAGAAUAAACCUAAAUCCGAGCACAUUGUGUCAGAGUACAUCGACACUUACUUUGAAGACCUCAAGCAGCGUUUAGGACACAGAUUGCAGAUCACUGACCUACUAAUCAAACCUGUCCAACGUAUAAUGAAGUACCAGUUACUCCUGAAGGAUCUUCACAAAAUAUCUAAGAAGGCUGGAAUGGAUACGACAGAGCUGGAGAAAGCUGUAGAGGUGAUGUGUGUGGUCCCUAAACGCUGCAAUGACAUGAUGAAUGUCGGGCGCCUUCAAGGCUUCGAUGGUAAAAUUGUGGCUCAGGGCAGAUUGCUCCUCCAAGACACGUUCAUGGUGUCAGACCAGGAUGGAGGACUUCUGUCCAGGAUGAAAGAGAGGAGAGUCUUCCUUUUUGAGCAGAUUGUAAUCUUCAGCGAGCCCAUAGACAAAAAGAAAGGCUUCUCUACUCCUGGCUACCUUUUCAAGAACAACAUCAAGGUGAGCUGGUUGGGUUUAGAAGAAAAUGCAGAAGACCCCUGCAAGUUCACGCUCACCUCCAGAUCAUCUAGUGGCAACCUGGAGAGGUACAACCUCCAUUCAAUGAGCCCCGGAGUCAGUCAGGUCUGGGUCCACCAGGUCAGCCAAAUACUGGAGAACCAGCGAAAUUUCCUAAAUGCUCUAACAUCCCCCAUAGAGUACCAGAGAAACCACGUGGGUGGUGGCGGGCCGGGCGGUCCACCCAGCAGUAGCAGCAGUAGUACUGGAGGUCUGCCAGGAGGCAGCAGCUCAAACAGUACCACCAACAUAGGAGGGGGAGGCGGCGGCGGCGGCUCUGGAGGAUCAGGGGGCAGCUCCUCUUCUCUGUGCGGCCCUCGCACCCGACCCUCCCGCAUCCCCCAGCCAUCCUCACGCCUCCCCCAGCCCGUCCACCACCACCAUCCCCGGGCCCUGAGGGACACCCCCACAAAUGGAGAGGCGUUAGCCUCAGAGGUCCCUAAGAUGAGGAUGCUGGAUAGUCCUCAUGGAAGUAACAGUAAUAACAGUAACAAACCAUCAGACAGCAUGGAGGGCAGUGUUAAACUGGGUCUGGAGGGCUAUGAAGAAACCCAGAAACAUCCAACAGCUGGUAUACCACAGAUGGCGGUGGCUCCUCUGAAUUUGCCCCUAAAAAGCCCCAGAGUUGGGACCGUUUCUCCUCUCAUUUCACCUCAGUCCCCUGGAGGUGGAGGAAAGGAAGCAUUUGUCCCCUCCAGCCCAGUUCAUAAAGGUAAUGCUUUCUGGGCUAUGGUCCCUGCUAUGCCUGCCUCUCCUGCCAGCCGGCCUGGUUCCUUCUCCUACCCCAGUGACGGUGGUGGUGGAGGGGACUCUUUGGGCAGAGGAAGCCAUGGGACACCCUCUCAUCACCGCCACUCCUCCCACAGUAAGGACAUAGACCGCAUGAGCACCUGCUCCUCCACCAGCGAGCAGUCCAUACACUCCACCCAGAGUAACGGGAGUGAAAGCAGUAGCAGCAGCAGCAGUGUGUCCACCAUGUUGGUGACCCAGGACUAUGUGGCAGUGAAGGAGGAUGAGAUCAGUGUGGUGCAGGGUGAGGUGGUCCAGAUGCUAGCCAGCAACCAACAAAACAUGUUCCUGGUGUACCGGGCUUCCAAUGAGCACUGCCCUGCCGCUGAGGGCUGGAUCCCUGGCUAUGUAUUAGGACAUACCUCAUCCUCCAUCACACCCGAACUCCCUGAAGGAACCAUCAAAAAAUCAUUAUCAUGGCACACAGCACUCCGUAUCCGCAGAAAGUCUGAGAAAAGAGACAAGGAGGGCAGGAAGAUGGAGAACGGCUACCGCAAGUCUCAGGACGGCCUGGCCAACAAAGUCUCUGUCAAGCUUCUAAAUCCCAACUUCAUCCAUGAUGCUCCCCCAGAGUUCCUCAUUCCUGUCAGCGAUGUAGCAUGUGAGGGCGGUGACAGCGUUACUCUGAGGUGUAAAGUUUGUGGUCGGCCCCGGGCCACUGUCACUUGGCGUGGACCUGAUAACAACACUCUGAGUAACAACGGAGAGUACAGCAUCACUUACAGUGAGACAGGAGAGGCAUCUCUUCGUAUCCUGAGAGUGUCCGUAGAGGACAGUGGUUUGUACACCUGUGUUGCCUCAAAUGUAGCAGGCUCUGUCACCUCCUCCGCCAGCCUCAGAGUCUCAGGAACCCCUGAUGAUGGCAGUGAAUUCUUCUGGAAAAGCAGCUUUGAGUCCCACUACACAGAGAUCACUGAGCUAGGAAGGGGCCGGUUCUCAGUGACUAAGCGGUGUGACCAGAGAGGGAGUAAACGGACAGUUGCAGCAAAACACAUUAACAAGAAGCUGCUGCUUCGAGAGCAGGUGCUGCAGGAGGUGCGUGUCCUACAGGUUCUGGACCAUCCCAACCUGGUCAAGCUGCUGGACACAUAUGAGACGGCCAACAGCUACGUACUUGUACAAGAGCUGGCAGACCAGGGACGUUUCCUGGACUACAUAGUGAGCUGGGGCAACCUGACAGAGGAGAAGGUGGCUCUCUACCUCAGAGAUAUUCUUGAAGCUCUCCACUACCUGCACAGCUGGAGGAUAGCACACCUUGAUCUCAAGCCAGAGAACAUCGUGGUGGAACAUGCGUCUUCCCAGCCAGUGAUCAAGCUCACAGACUUUGGGGAUGCCACUCAGCUGAACCCUCCCUCCGUCUACAUCCACCCUCUCCUGGGUAGCCCAGAGUUCUCUGCUCCUGAGCUGAUCCUGGGUCAGCCUGCCUCGCCGAUGUCUGACCUCUGGAGCUUAGGGGUGGUGACCUACAUUGUACUAAGCGGCGCCUCUCCCUUCCUGGAUGAGAGUUUGGAGGAGACGUGUCUGAACAUCUGUCGCCUGGACUUCAGCUUCCCUGAGGACUACUUCCAGGGUGUGAGCCCAGCUGCCAGGGACUUUGUCUGCCUGCUGCUCCAGGGCGAGCCGGAGCGACGGCCCUCUGCAGCGUCCUGCCUGCUGGAGCCCUGGCUCCAGCCUCGAGGUGCGCUGCCAACAUCUCAUCACACCUCACAUCUGGACACCUCCAGACUAAUUUCCUUCAUCGAGAGAAGGAAACACCAGAACGAUGUUCGGCCCAUUGGCACCAUUAAGGCCUUCCUUCACAGCCGUCUGCUUAACCACAUCUAACAAACAGGUCCCUAGGUAGAUGUGAAAGUAACAUGUGCUGUAGACACAUGCAAAACCUCCACAGUGAUCACCUUUUCCCUCACUAAGCCACAAAAGUCCUGCUGCUGCUGACUGAUAGAUCUCUGCUGAUAAAACCCCUUGACUCUCCCCAACUCCCCUCCUUAACCUUGGCAUAUUGUCAUUAUGCCUGCACAAACAAAUGAACUGUUGGAAUCUGUUUGAGAUUUCAAACCUUGACUUAGGAGGGAGAGGAAACCAAGCUUUCUCCACAAGCUUCCUUUAGCAAGCUUGAGCAAGUCUUGUGUUUCGGACAGUGUUGAACAGAGGAAAUAGAAUACUGUAUAAUAAGAGUAAUUCAGGCUGCUUUCAGUUGAACACAAGAAAAUGUUUCUUUUCUAACGAGAGAUUACUUUUUGUAAAUGAAACCAUGUACAGUGAGGAAUACAGAGAACUGUCUUUAUUCAUACCUUUUGGAAAACAAAGGUGAGUUAGUGAGUAGAAAGAAAACAAGAGAAAUGAGUUGUGUGAACAAAGUGGCACCCAUCAGCAGGUUCCACUUAUUUGUGAACAAUAUGAAGACCAAAACCAUGUUUUCCAGAAACACAUUAUAGUUACAUUCAGUGCAAUAGUUUGCUUAUCUUUAUGCCCCCGUUCAGUUUGAAAGGUGAAAUCAUUUCAGUUUGUGACACUAAGAGAAAGGAAAUUAACUUAAAAUAAGCAUUAAAGCUAUUAGGCAAAGCUUCUCAGAUUUUUACCUGCAUCCGCCUUAUUUGUAAAUAACGUAUUCCUGCCUUUCAUUCUCAUUUUGAACAUUUUGUCUCAAAUGAUCAAAAGCUAUAUCAUUUGCCGAGUAUUACUGAGACCAUGCAGUUGGUGAAGUAAGUCACUCCCUGCAAGCCCUAAGCAGCUGGAUUUUCACUAUGAAAAAAAAACCGCUACUAGAAAUGCACUCGUAUUUUGCAUCAAUUUCCAUGUGCAAUGUUGCAGCUUUAACAUUUAUGCAACUAUUUAUGAAGACUUUGUGUUGUAGCCGUAUUCUUAAAAAGGCAUGUACGUACCUGGUACUGCGAUAGAUGUCUGUAUUGUGUUACCUCUUAUGUAUUAAGUUCAGUAUUAAUAUCUUCAGAAAACCCCAGACAAGCGGCGGGUUUUUGGAAAUAAUGUUUAAAAAUGUGUAUCUAUAAAAUAUAGGCACUUAUGCUUUCAUUUUGUCAUUGUUAUGUUUUUAUUUUCUGUACCAAAACCAAAGUUAACUAUGCUUUCUUUUCCUGCUAAAAUGUGUUUUUUAUGAUUUCUCAUGUUAAGUUAUAACAGACCACACUGAAUCAGGACACAGGAGUGUUUACAUUGGUUCAGUCUGGCUUUAUUUAUUCUAAUUGUAAUAAGGAAUUGUUUGGUGGUUUCUGAAAAAAAACUAAUAUUUCACUUGUUUCGAGCUGUGCACAAAGUGGUUUGCCGUGUGAGUUUGUUUGGCUUUUGUAGGUAGGUUCUGGUGUGUGUCGCUAGAUUUUUAAGCAUCUCAGUUAUAACCAAGUCAUAAGAAAGACUUGGUUGAUGUUUUAAACAAGCAAUGGGUCUGGAAAAAUGUCUCAUUAUGGCCCGCUCACCACAGAUUUGAAAUUAUUGGAAAAUGCAUUAAACCCUUUUGGAGACACACAAAUCUUGUUUCCACCAAUAGUUAAAAUGUAUCCCUUGGAUAAAAAUAUAAUUCAGCAUUAACAGGUAUCUGACAUGAAAGAGGUCUCUUCCAGUUGUUAUCAUUUGAAUGAGUUGAUGUCUUUAGGUUAUGAAGUUAUUGAAAACUUUUUAUUUUAAAGUGCCAGUUGAGGGAGUCGACCUAGAGAGGUGGGUGGAACUUAAUCGUGUGUUUGUUACUUAUUUUAUUUGAAGGUUGUAAGAGUUACUGUCUGAUUUGAUGUUAAAGAAGUUUGUCUGUACAGUCUCAGUCUCUCAUUUUGUGUCAUUGUUAUUUAUUGGUGUGGAUCUAGGUUUCCCAAAAUCAUGCUGUUAAUCAGUUUAUCAAAUUCUCUCAAAGCCUAUUCAUGGAAGAUUAUGAUCAAAGUAAUAAAAUGCCUUUGGGAAACCCAGCCUAUACAUGAUGUAAAGAUGUACAGAGAGGGUCGGGCAGUUUGCCCACACCCAGGAUGUAAACCUCAUAACUAUGUCAUAUUUUAAAUACAAAUAGAACAAGACUGCAGCAAUGUCAUUUUGAAUGUCUUAUUAUGACUUAUUUUUAUUUUUGCAUGUAUAUUUCUUUGUACAGAAGAUUGUGUUUACAUGUUACUAAGUGUUGUAAAUAUUUUAUUUUGUCCUCUGUUAUUUUGCCAUUAAACAU